GUUGUGUUGUUGAAUCGAGUGCGGCCUUGCUUGGCCGGUCGUCGCCAUGGGCAAGACUAACUUCCAGUAUGAUGAGACGGGCAACACGUAUUACUACGUGUUCCUGACCUUCUUGGGCUUCGUGCUCUUCCCGUCCACGUACUACUUUUGGCCGAAGACUGAACAGGAAGACCCCGAGAAGCGCCGCAAAUAUGUCCAGGCCCAAGCCCGUGACACGGUCUACUACUAUGCGUGCAUGGAAAAGGCCGAGCGUAUGACCCAGAAGGACCCUUGGGUUCAGACCCGCCGACGCAUCACCAUGUUGGUCCUCAUGGCCGGAUGGGUCGUGUUCGCCAUGGUCAUCUACCAGAUCUCGCAGUUCGACUACGAAAUGGCCAACUUCGACCCUUACGAAAUCCUGCAGGUCAGCUUUGACGCCACCGCCAAGGAGAUCAAGAAGAAGUACCGCGAGCUGUCGCUCAUCUACCAUCCCGACAAGCCCACCGGCAACGAGAAGCUCUUCAUGAAACUGACCAAGGCCUACGACGCCCUCACCGACGAGACGGCCAAGUACAAUUGGGAGCACUACGGCAAUCCCGACGGACCUCAAGCCAUGCAAUUUGGCAUUGGUUUACCGGCCUGGAUCGUGGAGGAGAAGAACUCGAUAUGGGUGUUGGGCGUGUACACGCUCAUCUUCAUGAUCUGCCUGCCCACGGCCGUGUACUAUUGGUGGUCGAACUCGAUCAAGUUCUCGGGCGAGCAAGUGCUCCUGGACACCACGCAACUUUACUACUACUUCUUUCACAAGAGUCCACAAAUGAUGCUAAAACGGGUGCUCAUGGUCUUGGCCGCCAGUUUGGAGUUUGAGCGCGGGCACAACUCCGAGAUUGUGGAACGCCCCACAGACAAUGUCGAGAUCCCGCAGCUCAUGAAAUACCUGCCUAACUUGGGCAUCAACAACAAGGAGAAGCCCCUCUGCUUCGGCUACUCGGUCAAGGCCCGGGCUCUACUGUUCGCUCACUUGUCGCGAAUUUCGUUGCCACCUAACACGCUCCAUCAGGAUCGGUUGUACAUCAUCAAGCGCUGUCCGUUUCUCAUCCACGAGAUGGUCACGUGCGUGUCCCAGUUGAUCCUCUUAGCUCAUGCCGGCCGUAUUGGUCGCUGGCCUACCUUAGAUACCAUCGAGAACGCCAUGAAACUCAGUCCCAUGGUGGUGCAAGCCCUGUGGGAGCGCAGCAGUCCCCUGCUGCAGCUUCCUCAUGUUGAGGAAGACAUGCUCAAGUACUUUCACUCCCGUAAACGGAACAUCAAGACCCUCCAACAAUUGGCCAAAACUAAGGAUGAAGACCGCCGCUCGGUUCUCCGUGGUCUAACGGAUGACCAAUACCGUGAUGUGAUCCGUGUCUUGGCUUCUAUGCCGAUAAUUUCCCUGGACAUCACCACUGAGGUUGUUGACGACGAGGCUCAGCAUGUCGUGACAGCGGGUGCCAUCGUUACCGUCACCGUGCUCCUGAAACGAAAGAAAAUGGAAACCCUCAUGUCGGGUUCUGUGGCUUUAGACGGGCCAGAAGAUGCCGAGGACCCAGAAAUGGACGAAGACCCUGAAGAUCUCGUGGAAUUGCACAAACCUGAGGACGACGAUGCCCCUCAAGAUGAGAAUGGGAAGCCCCCCACCAAGGCUAAGAGUACGCCAGUGUGGAAGAAACAGGACAAGAAGAAGAAAGGCGGCAAAAAGGGCGGUUCCAAACCCAAGCAAAAGAAACCCAAAACCAACAAACCCAGUACUGACGGCAAUGGCGAAGAGGCCACAGGCGCUCAGGAAAAGGCUAGUGAAAAUUCGAGCAAGUCUCUUGCCAAAGCACAAUCAUCUUCAUCGAAAAAACGACGGAAGAACGAGGCUGAUGAUGGAAGCGGCAGCGACAGGGAAUCUGGUUCAAACUCAGACAGUGAUGAUCCCGAGAAAAAUGACCCGCCAAGCCGCCAAUCUAACGCCGAUGAAGACGACGAAGAAGAUGAAGAGGCGGAGUGGGAAAAGUUUCAAAAGAAGAUCAACAAGCGAGAAAAAGUCUUGGAAGGCAAGAGUAAAGAGUCUCAUUCGGCUCACUGCCCGUACUUCACUGACGAUAAGCAGGAAUUCUGGUGGGUCUACAUAGCAGAUCGCAAGGCUCACGCACUCAUCACACCACCCAAUCAUGUCACUUCGUUAGUGAAUCAAGAGGAGGUGGAAUUGAAAUUCUCCGCCCCUCCCAAGCCAGGCACAUACACGUUCAUGGUUUGCGUCCGCUCAGACUCAUACCUGGGUUACGAUAUCAACGAGGAAAUCAAAUUGGACGUUCAAGAAGCUCAUAAAGCACCCACCGAACAUCCUCAGUGGGAAUUUGAGGACGACGAUGAGGAGGCCUCUGGUAAGGAAGAGGACAGCGAGGACGAAUUCGCCACUGAUGACGAAUACGACGAGGAGGACGAGGAGUAAUCCGCGUCACAAUGUCACAUCCCACUCGAGCAUUGCAUUUAGUAGCCCAUCGGGCCGAUGUGGAGAUGGCCUUUACCCAUCAGCUCUUCGCGUCCAGCUACUUCCUAUCUUUAUAAGUAUGCGUCUCUUGAUCCUCGCACGCCACUUUCUCGCACCGAACGUGCGUGCACCCGUUGCCCUUGACUGGCUACGGUGGCCGACGCUUGGUGCCCUAGUUGGCCAUGGACUCGCCCGAUCGAACUUUUUCUAUUCUCCAUUUGAAUGGCAGUGGUAGUGGGUGUCUCGUGCUGCGACUAGUAAUUGUUUCUUUAACCUGUUAUCCGGAGGGAAAAUGAAUGAACAUGCAUCAACGAUGUUCCUGCAAUAUUUUUAUGAAUGGAAUAAUAAGUUUCCCACCUCUUGA
Tigriopus californicus is the source of this 2855-nucleotide messenger RNA. It is a transcript of the gene Sec63, whose product is annotated as translocation protein SEC63 homolog. Lineage: Eukaryota; Metazoa; Arthropoda; Copepoda; Harpacticoida; Harpacticidae. The record is from RefSeq and is a predicted model, not a curated record. Gene Ontology annotation, biological process: post-translational protein targeting to endoplasmic reticulum membrane; SRP-dependent cotranslational protein targeting to membrane. Gene Ontology annotation, molecular function: transmembrane protein transporter activity; RNA binding. Gene Ontology annotation, cellular component: Sec62/Sec63 complex.